Molecule: messenger RNA, 1403 nt
Organism: Papaver somniferum (opium poppy)
Lineage: Eukaryota; Viridiplantae; Streptophyta; Magnoliopsida; Ranunculales; Papaveraceae
Product: GDSL esterase/lipase 7-like
Exons: 4
Coding region: 106-1218 (370 amino acids)
Molecular function (GO): hydrolase activity, acting on ester bonds
Source: RefSeq, a predicted model, not a curated record
UCCAUUUUUGAAUUUCUCCACCCUGGCCGGCUAUAUAAGUUGUCGACUAGUCGCACACUGAUUACAUCCAUCCACAAAACAAAAAAAGCAAAAGAGGUGCUCAUCAUGAACUUCUCUUUUGCAUUCACCCUUUUUGUAGCUUUCUUUCUGCUCUUUCAAUCUCACCAAUUUCCUACAGCUGAGGCUGUGAGACAUGGUUUUAAAGCUGUACCGGUAUACGUGUUCGGCGAUUCUUUGGUCGACAGUGGUAACAACAAUUAUCUCCAGACGCUUAACAAAGUCAAUUUCACACCAUAUGGAAUUGAUUUUCCAUAUGGAGCUACUGGCAGAUUCACUAAUGGCAAAACUGUUGUAGACUUUUUCGCUAAAUGGCUUGGAUUGCCGUUGGUACCACCAUAUUUAGGCUUAUCAGAAGAGGAGAAGCUUAAGACAACUACAGGCAUAAAUUAUGCCUCUGGAGCUGCCGGCAUUCUUCCGGAGUCGGGAACUGACGCCGGAGACAACUUAAACUUGGCAGAACAAGUCGAUUACUUUGAGAAAACAGUGAAGACUGACUUGCCCAAAUCAUUCAAAACCCCAAAAAAGAUUUCCAAACACUUGUCCAAGUCCAUAUUUGUGGUCAAUAUCGGUAGCAAUGACUACAUUAACAAUUAUCUUCAACCAGCAAAAUUCAAUGGCAGCAAAACACACACUCCAUUACAGUUUGGUGCCCUUUUGAUAUCAAAUUACAAGGCACACCUAGUGAGAUUAUACAAUUUAGGAGCAAGGAAAUUCGUAGUAUUUAACUUGGGUCCUAUUGGGUGUAUACCCGGAAUAGUAAGCAGCGUCACUCCGAAACCGGUUACCCCAUGCAUAGAAAGUGUUAAUAAUCUGAUUAACAUUUUCAAUUCUGGAAUCCCAAAUAUGAUUCAAGAACUUACAACCACUUUGGAGGGUUCCAACUUUGUAUUGGCAGACAUCUUCCAGAAGAGCUAUGAACAAAACCAAUCUCCACUUAAAUACGGCUUUUCUGAAGGGAAUUCACCGUGUUGCCCGGCUGGAUCAAAUGGAACUCUGCGUUGUCUUCCGAAUGAUACAACAUGCAAGAAUAGGAAUACUCAUUUGUACUGGGACAGAGCUCAUCCAGUCGAGAGAGUUAACUAUGAAAUUGCUAAUGGAUGUUUUAGAGGCUCAUCAACUUGUUUUCCCAUUAAUCUUCGCCAAUUAACUCGUCUGUAAUAAUUUAUAUUGAGUUGGUAAAAUACCGUUUAACAGAUAAAUUUCAUUCCAGUUUGUCAUUGUCAUUGCAUGCAACAAAUUUUACGUAAAGGCGAGUUUGCAAAUUAUGCUGUAAUAUUGGAAAACUGUUGUUUUCCUAUUUGUAUCGUGUUGCGAAAAUAAAACAGUUAGACGUUUCGUAAUUA